Molecule: messenger RNA, 497 nt
Organism: Nomascus leucogenys (northern white-cheeked gibbon)
Lineage: Eukaryota; Metazoa; Chordata; Mammalia; Primates; Hylobatidae
Product: histone H2B type 1-J
Exons: 1
Coding region: 69-449 (126 amino acids)
Cellular component (GO): nucleosome
Molecular function (GO): protein heterodimerization activity; DNA binding; structural constituent of chromatin
Source: RefSeq, a predicted model, not a curated record
AAGCGCCUUGUCAUACCCUACUCACGCUGUUUUUCCUUUUCCUUGGCGCUUUGUAGCCGGACAGUGCUAUGCCAGAGCCAGCGAAGUCUGCUCCCGCCCCGAAAAAGGGCUCUAAGAAGGCGGUGACUAAGGCGCAGAAGAAGGACGGCAAGAAGCGCAAGCGCAGCCGCAAGGAGAGCUAUUCCAUCUACGUGUACAAGGUGCUGAAGCAGGUCCACCCCGACACCGGCAUUUCGUCCAAGGCCAUGGGCAUCAUGAAUUCGUUUGUGAACGACAUUUUCGAGCGCAUUGCAGGUGAGGCUUCCCGCCUGGCGCAUUACAACAAGCGCUCGACCAUCACCUCCAGGGAGAUCCAGACGGCCGUGCGCCUUCUGCUGCCCGGGGAGUUGGCCAAGCAUGCCGUGUCCGAGGGCACCAAGGCCGUCACCAAGUACACUAGCGCUAAGUAAACGGUAAGUUGAUUGCGAAGUCUCAACCCUAACGGCUCUUUUAAGAGC